This is a messenger RNA of Cynoglossus semilaevis (tongue sole), 3183 nucleotides long. Its product is annotated as B-cell scaffold protein with ankyrin repeats-like. NCBI's taxonomy places the organism in Eukaryota, Metazoa, Chordata, Actinopteri, Pleuronectiformes, Cynoglossidae. Gene Ontology annotation, biological process: B cell activation; negative regulation of phosphatidylinositol 3-kinase/protein kinase B signal transduction; negative regulation of B cell activation. The transcript is spliced from 9 exons. Gene Ontology annotation, molecular function: protein tyrosine kinase binding; signaling receptor binding. The record is from RefSeq and is a predicted model, not a curated record. The coding region runs from base 1 to 1620 and encodes 539 amino acids.
AUGAGUCGCAAAGAUAGGCAGCUUGUUAUAAUCUUUCACACUGAGGCAGAGAAGUGGGCAGCCUACGUAAAGUCAAUGUUCACUGGUUCUUUACCUGAGGAUGGGAUCUUCUGCUGCAACAUCACCACACUGUCCAACAGUCCGAAGGACUACCUUGGGCUUGAAAAGUACAAUUGUAAACUACUGAUCCUUUCUGAAGGCGUGCUGAAUGGGUUUUGCCUGACAUGGGGCAUCUUUUUGACCCGUGUCCUGAAACCUGCAGCUCAGGUGGUGGUGCUGCUGUGUGGGGUGGAGAGUCUGACUCCACUGAUGGAGGUAUUGCACCUGGAUGAAGACAAAUGCCAUCUGUUAUCCAGUAAACAAGAUGGACAUGAGUAUGUGUCCACAGUGCUUGAAAUUGUGAAAAGAGGUGCGUCAGCCACAGCGGAAAAUGUCAACCCACUGACAUGUAAACUGUCAAAGCCAAAGGUGGAACAAACGCGGUCAACUGGAGGCCUCAGCGUCAGGUCCAGAACAGUCGUCCUUCCUUCCAGAGUACCCUGCAGGUCUUCCAUGGAGCUGUUUAUUCUUUUUAAAGAUGAGGCUCCCGGCAGAGACACUGAGGUUGAGUUCACUGGUGAUAAUCAGAGGCUGACAGUAAAGCCUGUCCAUUGGAAUGAGUGGACCCUGUGUGUCAGUGCACCUGAUUUUCCAGCAGGACGAGUAGCUGUGAUAGUGUAUAGCCAUGGGGUGCCAUUGAGCAAGGCCUUUCUGCAGUACUACAACAUGGAUGAGAUAUCUAACCUUCUGUCAAGGGUUGAAGACCCUGUACAUUUCAUGUGUCAGGUAAAACUGUGGCCUUGUCAGUGGGACCUGCUUUUUUCCUCCAGUCUCAACCCUUGUGUUAGUAAACCUGAAUUAAAAAAAACUUUUUUCUGUCCAUGUUGUUUUGAGACGCUUCAGGUGUCCACUGUAGACAGACUGAAUGAGAGGUUGCCGUCCAUGUUGCCGGAGGGAAUGUCCAAAAAAGGCUUCCAUGCAGUGCAGUGUGAAAACACACUUAAAACAGGUACAGAAACUCCCCUCUUGUGCAAGAACCACACAGAUGUAUCAUCAGUCUGCCACUUUGGGAACCAGUAUAGCUGGAAGAAGAUGCCAAGGCAGCUCCUGCAGUGUGACGAUGCUAAGAAGGUGGUGUGCACGUCCAAUUGCCAUGAUCACACUUCCACUGACUUAGCCCAGGGUCAAGGCUGUACAGAUCUUCAUGUCCUAUUGAAGAAAAUGGAGAAUGAUUUGGACAAUGCUGAGGACAACAGUUGUGGCAGUGUGUAUGAAAAUACAUGGCCUACAGGAAAUGAUGGUAGCAAAACCAGCAUGAAGCAAUUUAUCAAGACUUUCUGUGCAUCAGGGAAGCCUUCCAGCGAGGAAGGCCAGAGAGAGCAGCAAGAAGAAGGCGAGGGACGGGAGAAGGGGGAUUUCUACGCAUCACUGAAGAUGAAUGAUAUAUACAGCACCGUCCACAAAUCAACAAGGUCGGUCGUCGCCAACCGCCCACCAGUACCAACACCACGGUCUGAGUGUGUUCAGGUGAUGGACAACAGAACCCCGUUCAUCGCUCAAGGUAUCUGUUCCCUUUUAUGAUAUUCCCCCCAGAAACCCCAGAUAUGAUAGAGCUCACCUGGAUUAAAACCAACACUGAGUAAACAGCAUGUGAAGAGGGUCUGAAAGCUAAUGUAGGAGGGUGGAAGUGCCUGGUAUGUCCAUUGUCGAAUGGAGUAGAGAGGCUUUUUAGCGUAGCACUUUGUUUUGAUCCAACAAAUCACAGAAACACACUGGCUCACCGCUUCAAAACAAACGAAAGUCACAAACAAAAAAGAGAAGGACCCAUUCACCAGCGUCAAAAGCUGACAGGCCCUAAAUGUUCAAAUCCAACAUGUGAAUAUUUCAUGAGGAUGAAACGGUCAAAGUCACUGGUAUUAUUAAAGCUUAUAAAUCAUUAAAGUGUCCGCAGCUGUCUCUUUUCAUCAGGCAGGAGCAAACAUGAACACAUGUAUCCACCGGUGAUUGUUAUUCUCACUGACAGCGCUGAACCUGACCCUGGUUAAUGAAUUCAAAACACACAUUAAAAAAACUGUAGUUACAAAACACCCUAAUUAGGCAUCUUUCUACUGAGCUUGUUUGCAUCCUGUGAGCCAACUCACUUCCCAAAGGGGCUUACAAAGCAGAAAAAGAAAUUGAGUGGAGUGCACCACUGAACUCUCUGCAUCUCCACCAUCCUCUCAGUAAUAGACAGGGAACCACGAGCCUGCCAUCUGCAACCAAUCUGGGCCAGGCCAAGGCCAAGUCCACCAAAAUAAGUCAUUGCACGUGUUUUCCAUCGUCCCUGUCCCCAGAGUGCACGAGAAAAAGGAGAGGGAUUUCGAGGUUUCCAUCUAUUGAGACAGCCGAGCUUCGAACCGCACAAGGAUCACAUUUUGCUUCUCACUCCCACUGCCGCAGUGAAAGAUGGGAGAGGAGAGACGAGGCUUGGUGGAGGAUUAGGCUCGGAGCCAGUUAUUGGAGAACACGAGUGGAAAUAAUGAGGAGUUUUUUAUUUUACUUUGUUAGCAACAGCGUCCUUGGUUCAGUAUGUCUGAAAUGUUGGAUUUUGAUUGAAAUUUGGUCGCAGAGGAGAGGAAAUAAGUGGAACGUUAAAUACAUGGGAGCAGUGCAACACAGAGCAGGCAAGACAGAGUGAGAGCAGCGGUCAUGUGACACAUCUGCUGCACUGCUUCACUCUCAAUUUCAUUCAAAUUUAAGCCACAAAGCCAGGCUGGUCUAUGGCUGUGUUUGAACAUGGGCUGAGGGAACAGUGUCAGAGUCCCUGUACUGCAGGAAGCAGUUAGAGACAGGAUUAUCUGGCAGGGUGUGGAUGUUGAAUUUAAAUCCAGAGUUGGUCACACAGCCACAGAUCCACUGACUGUGACAGCUACACUGUGAUGCCAUUCAACCAAGCCGUUCACUGCCGAAGCAAAAGCCUCAUUCAGAAGGAAAUGAUAUGAAGCGCAGAAAUGAUAGUUAGUAAAAUACUAUACUUUUUCACGUUCAGAUUUCCUCACAUUUGUACCUCUUGAAUGGAUGUCUUUUUUAAUCUACAUUCUAUUCUUAAUGUACGAAGCGUUGCACAUCUUAGGCUGAGGCGAUUGUUGUGAAGAUUAUGGCAUA